Chara braunii is the source of this 3170-nucleotide messenger RNA. The record is from the annotation of a GenBank genome assembly. NCBI's taxonomy places the organism in Eukaryota, Viridiplantae, Streptophyta, Charophyceae, Charales, Characeae.
ACGUCGAAGUCAUCCCCGGGACCUGGAAACGGGUGGACAGGCCACCGAACGACAUCACACGAUACGGCAAUAUGGCUACAACGAGUCGAGAUAUGAUGGCCAUUGUCCUGCACGCCGACGGAGGGGAUCUGAAAAAAGUAACUGUCAAACCCCGACUCCACAACGACCUCACAACCGUGCACGUUGUGGAGGAGAAGUUCGGGAAGUGUCAAGGUAAACACGGUGGGAUAGAGGGCGAUGAUAGUGCGGUGUAUUCCAUCUGGGAGCGAGAGCCUGAAAAGUUACGUUCAUUGUGCGGGUCAUUUGUCGGAGAGGCAGAAGGUGUGCUUUUGUUGGGUAGAGCACACGCAGGUCUUAUGUGGGAGUUAUUACUGGCAGGUAAUAAUGUCCUUGCCUGCGACGACUCGGCCAAGGACAUUGCAUAUCUGACAAAGUUCGUCGAUAUACUUGUGAAGGAUGAGAGAUUCGUCUGUCAUGUCGAGAAGCCACGUUGCAAACAUCGUAGCAACAGGGACAUGUUCCACAAGUUGGGACGCAAGAGACUGAAGGUGUGGGAAUACCUGUUCCGUGAUGCGCCGCAAGGACGGCUUGACGGGAAUUACAUCUACAGGAAAGCAAAGGUGACAGAGACCCUGAAACAUUAUCACGUUGCUCUUACUGGCGCCUUUGAGACUUUUGUCGCUCGAUGCGAGAUCCUGAAGUUCGAUCUUCAUAAAGACCAGCUGAUGUCCAAGGACUACGCUGACCUCGCGAAAUCGGGUGAUGGCUUUAACCCCGUCGACAGCGAGGAAGACUCUUCGGGGUCCGACCUCGAAUCGGGCGAUGGCAAGGGUGGUGAAGGUCCGGGUGGUGGCAUGGUGCGGUCACACGAUGAAGGGACAGUUCGCUCGCAUGAAAGACCCGUACAGGUGGCCGCCCCCAGUGUUGGCUCGACGGUGGCCCCCAUGGAGGGCACCGGUUUGCCAAACAUGGGAAUAUGUGGUCCCAAUGAUGAAGAUGACAUUGAUAUGCCAGGCGAGGCGUCGAAGCUCGCACCAGACGAUCCAAUUCCUCCCGGCUAUUGUGCUGAUCCGACCACAAUUUAUUUCUUGGGGGGCAAACACGCCCGCACUAGUGAGGACAAGUGGGGCCAUGACAUCGUGUGGCAUGAGGGCAUUUUUGAGCCCUGCAUCCAAGAUGGGGAGUGGAAGAUGGUGGUCAAAUACACACGCGGAUGGCAGAUGUUUCGUCGGAUGUCAAAGGACACAUGGCUGAAAACGACAGAACUCGCGAUUAUGUACCGCGUGCAAAAGGAGAAUCCGGGGAAGAGCGAGGGCGCUGUCAAAGACAAGGCCAAAGAAUUGUUUUCUGUAUUGCGAGACAAUCAGCAGUUGGAGUACAGUUCGAAAUUUUACGCCCUGCGAACGAGUCCCUCAUGUGAGUCAAUCGACUGGAAGGUCAAUCAAACUAUCGGAACCAUGGAGGAGAGCAGCUCUCAGGAUGCCGUGCCUUUGUCGGCAUCGCCCCCUGUACCCACGCAGGCAGGGCAGAGGGAGGAUGACGGGAGUAAUGUGGUGAAGACUCAAGAGGUUCACAUGACGGCUAUGCCGCAAAUCUCCGUCGACACGACAGAACCGUCCAAACGCAUGGAUGUGUUAAAUUCAUUGUCGUCAGAUGCAGGUGCCACGUACGGGAGUUUAUUACUGACAUCCGCCGCAUUAGAAGGCACAUCCGAAAUGCAGUCAGAGUUAGGUGUUGGCCUGAGCGUGCCGGACAGUCAGUUGCAACCGGAGUUAUGCACAGGCAAAGGUGAUGCACAAGUACAUCUGACACCACAGGGAGGGGCCGUUGCGGAUGGUGGGAAGGGAGAGGAUGUGGAGGGAAUCCUCCAUCCUCACAAUCUUGAGACCUUAACCGAUGAUUUCGAUUAUGGGGUGCAAAUGACAACAAUUGAUGCAAGAUUGUGCAAAAGAGGAUGGACAGUGCAUCUCGCAACUUCGUUUUUAUCAAAGAGGGAGACGGCAGCCUUGACGCGUAUCAUCCGCGAAUACGGGAAGAGGUAUCCCAUAGCCACCACACACGACGUAUACAUGAACGAGGUGUUGCAACUCACUCGCAACGAUUUACUUUUACUUGCUGUAGAAUGUCAGUGGUUAAACGACAAUGUCAUCAACUUUUACCUCAAUCUCAUAGCAUUGGACAACUGGUGUAGAAUACAACACGUAGAAUGCGACGCGGAGAAUAAGAUAGUUAUUAGAGAAGGAAAGGGUCGCAUUCCUAGAGUUUCAGUGCUGAGCUCAUUUUUGUUCGUCAAACUUUUCGACAAUGAAAUGAGAUAUAGAGGUCGAGAGGUAGAGCGCUGGUGUCAGGACGUUAUCAUAAGUGACAUGGACUUGAUUAUUGCUCCUUUCCAUAUCGAACACAAGAACCACUGGACCCUUGUCGUGGCUGACUUCAGGAGGAGGAAAUUCGAAUUUUACGACUCCCUCGACCCCGACAUGGAGUUGGCGAGAAAGGUGACCGGCGGGUUUGCAAAGUUUAUAUUCGAAAGAUCGAAAUCACAAGGCAAAGAGGUGGACACGAAACCAUUCAAUCACAUAUGGAAUGUAGAGGGCAUUCUGAAGCAACACGACACGAACGAGUGCGGGGUCUUUGUGCUAACGUACGCAUCACUGUUAGCACGGGGACAACUUCCACCUUUCUUUUUCACUGCUGAUGAUAUACCCGCGAUACGUCGUCGAAUGGCUUUGGACACAGUGGCUCGUGAGUAGUGUGUAUAUGAUAAUCCGUAAUAUGAUUUGGAGGGGGGGCGGAUGCCACAAGAUGGUUUGUGACAAAAACAAUGUAUAUAAGGUGUCAAAUAUUACUCGAUACACUGUGCCACUUGACCCUUGCAAUUUACCACAUAUCCCUUACACCUCACCCCUUACACCUUACCCCGUUCACCUCACACCUUGCCCCUUACACCUUACCCCUUACACCUUACCCCUCACCCCUUACACCUUACACCUUACACCUUACACCUUACACCUUACCCCGUACCCCAUACACCAAACAUCUCUUUGUAAUGGUUUUUGCACCUAAAUCAGCUCAAAAAUGACAAUUUCAAUUUCGUUCAAAAAAUAUAAAAUGUCCGUUUUGACCAAAUCGCUGUUGGGCCAAAAAGUUCGAAAUGAAAUGCACCCUGGAUG